AUGGCUGCUUCCUGUGAUGUGACAGUUGUCUGCGACGAUUAUACAGCACGUAGUCAAAAUGAAUUAUCAGUUACAAAAGGUCAACAUGUUCGUAUAUUACAACGUACUGCCGGCAAUUCACCAGAAUGGUGUUUAAUUCGUCUAUUAAAUGAUCAUAGUCAACAAAUACAACAAUCUAUAUCCGGUCCAUCAUCAUUAGCUUCAUCGACGACAAUAUCCGGUACAGAACAAUCAUCAUUACCAUCAGUUCAUUCAACACCAACAAAAUAUGUUGAGGGUCUUGUACCAUCGUCGAUAUUAAAAGCAACAAAAUCCAAUUUAUCUGUAAUAAUUCCAAAAACGGAACAAGAUGCCAGCGAGACAAAUAACGAUGAUUCACAUCAACAACAAUCACCAGCCCUAUUUACUAAACGAAAAACAAGUAUUAGACGAAUAUUAAAAAAUCCUGUACGUCGUUUAAGUUUAAAAGAUGGUAAAGAUGCAAAAAAUCGUGAUAUAAAAAAAGUAUCUACAACAGUAAAUCUAACACCAAUUGCAAAUUCAACAUCAAAAAUAAAAGCUUUCACAUUUACAAAUUCAGAAGAUUUACAAUCUGCUUCUAUAACUCUCUCUAAUACCACCGAUAUAUCAACGGAAAUAAUACCACCGAUGACCGAUGAAAAUAAUUCAACGGAGAAAACGCUUAACGGCAUGAAUGGUAGUUAUAAAAUAUCAGAUAUUACGCAAGAUGAUGAUGAUGUACUACCAGAAGUUGAAGUCCCACCUCCAAUGGAAAUACAACAACAACCGAUAAAAUUUGUGGAUAAUGAAGUCAAUACGGGACUGGGGGCUCCAAUUAGUAUUGUUGCUGGUUUACCAGUAAAUGAUUUUCAAAUUCCAGCAGCAUUAAAUAUAACAAAUCCAGUUAGUAUAACAACAACAACAGCAGCAACAAUAACAACAACUGUUCCUGCUUCAAAUACCAAUGUUCCAUCAACACCUUCAUCUUCCUCACUAUCCUCAUCACCAUCAAAUACGGCAAUUCCAAACUCUGUGAUUUCUAAUGAUGAAGAGCGAACACCACCUUCAUCUGCAAGUGCAGGAGCACAAGCUCUACCUUUUUCUUCUUCACUAUCAACAACCGUUGAUUUAUCAUCAGACAAUCCAUCAUUACCCGAUAUUGAUGCACCAAAUGAAUCAUCUUCAAAUCCAAUAUUAGAUGAAGCAGUUGAUGAUAAAACAAAAUACGGUGAAAAACGAAGACAUAACAUUAUCGAAUUAAUUGAUACAGAAAAAGAAUAUGUCAAAGAUUUGGCACUUAUUGUAGAAGGUUAUAUGAAUGCUGUUGAAAGUGAUAAAGACAUUAAAAAGCCAACUGGAGUUCAAGGUCUUGAACGCUAUGUAUUCGGAAAUGUUCAAAAAAUUUAUGAAUUCCAUCGAGAUACAUUUUUACCACAACUUGAACAAUGUAUUGAAAAUCCAGAUAUAUUAGGAAGGCUAUUUACGACAAAUCGAUUCCAUCCGUAUGUUAAAUAUUGUGAAAAUAAACCACGAUCAGAAUAUGUUGUAUCGGAAUUUCAUGAUUAUUUUGAAGAAAUACGUAAAAAACUUGGUCAAAAAUUACUUGUUAGUGAUUUAUUAAUAAAACCUGUUCAGAGAAUAAUGCGUUAUCAAUUAUUAUUAAAAGAAAUUUUAAAAUCAACGGAACGUAUGAAUGAAGAACCACGUGCUAUUCGUAGUGCUUUACAAGUCAUGAUUACAGUUCCAACACAAGCAAAUGAUAUGAUGAAUGUUGGACGUGUCAAAGAUUUACCAUGUAAUGUACAUGCAUUAGGUGAAUUAAAAUUACAGGAUAUGUUAUUAGUAUCUGAACCAGUUACCAAAGAUACAAAAGAUCCAAAAGAAGCUGAGAAAAAGUUAAAAGAACGACGAGUAUUUUUAUUUCAACAAGCCAUGGUAUUUUGUGAAGAAAUACCGGCAAAAGAUAAAUAUUCUAGUCCAAAUUAUAUCUAUAAAUAUGAUUUAAAGAUAAAUAAAUUACAACAUAAAGAUUUUAAACGUAUCAAAGAUGCUUAUCAAUUUAUUUUGGUUGAAGUUGAUGCUGGUCAUACAAGACGUGUGUUAUGUCAGUGUAAUAGUGAAGAACAAUAUGAAACAUGGGUGACUAAUUUACAUAAAGUAUUACAACGACAAAUUGAUCUUAUAGCCGCUUUAAUAAAUCCAACAGAAGCUUUAAAAAAAGAGUUGUUAACAUGGGAGAAAGCAGACGAUAAUUAUAAAGAAUAUGUAUCACAACAAUCUACUCCUAUGUUUUCUUCAACAGUAAAACAUUCAAAUACAUUUCAACGUACAACCCGUUCAUUAAGACGACGAAUGUUCACGCAAGAUUCAUCAUUAUUAUCAUCACCAUUUCAUACAUUAACAACAUCUAUUUCGUCAAAUAAUCGUGGUCAAAUCAAAAAAUCAAUGUCCGAUAGAACAGGAAAAUUACCAAAUGAAAUAACGACGGGAAAUACUAAUAAUUCAUCUGUUAUUCUACCAUUAUCUCCAUUACCUUUAUCACCAAAAAACUCUCAUUAUCAUCCACGUACACUAUCUCAUUCAGAUACGAAUAAAGUUCAUACACUAGAAUUACCUCAAACAUCGUCGUUAAAUACCAAUGAUUCUAAUAUAACUCCAGUACGAAAGUCAUUUAAUUUAUUCGAUACAAUUUUACAACGUUCAUCGUCUACUUCAACAUCGGGAACAUCAUCUACACGACCAUUAAAUAUUGUCACAACAACAUCGUCUAAUUCUCUUAGCAUUUCUUCUUCAGUUACUGCUAACGCAUCUUUACCUAGUUCACUGAUUCCCGUUGUACCGUCCGCUGUCACAUAUUCUCCAUCAAUAAAUGAUAAUCAUAAUAUACUAUCUAGUCAACAACAACAACAACAAUCAUUAUCAAACGAUUAUCUUUCAUCUUCAACAUAUGAUAAUCGUUCAUUAAAAAAAACAAUUGAUAAUACUUUUGAACGUCGUCAACCUCAAACAAAUAAUGGCAGUCAUGUAUUACCUGAAACAGCCAAAUGUUUAUUUAAUUAUAAUGCAAUUAAAGAAGAUGAAAUAUGCGUUCAAAAAGGUGAAUAUGUACAAAUAGUUGCUGCUAAUCAAGAUAAUCGAUAUUUCGUACAUCGUGAACAAAAUACGAGUUCACCAGCCGCUGAAGGAUGGAUACCGGGCCAUAUUAUUGGAUUAAGAUCACCGAUUAAUUUGACACAACCAUUAACCUCACCGUCAAACACAUUCAUCAGAUCGCAUCAUUAUCAAGAACAUUCUCAUCCUGUUAUACCUUAUCAAUCUACUAUACCUCCACAACCCCAUACGAAUUCUUCAAAUUCGACAUCAGCUGAUGGACAAAAGGUAAUAUAAUCAUAUCCAAUUUUUCUUAAAGCUCCCACCAUUGUUCAUGGAACAAAAAAUGUAUGAUGUGUAUGUGUUCAAUUUUCAUCAAAAAUAAAGAUCAGUCAGAUUUUGGUUCUUAAUACAAAAAUAAUUACGCAUAUACAUCUCCAUGUUGUUCAUAUUUCUGCUUCUCUAUCUCUCUCUCUCUAUCUCGUUGGACCAGAAUCUCUCUUUUUCCUAUUUUUGUUUUGUUUUUUUAUUUAUUAUUUGUUUUCUCCCGAUAUGCCAGACCAACUUUUUCAAGAUAAGGAGUGAGAUUUGAACGAUCGUAUUGAUAACGAUCUCUCUUUUUCUUUUUCUAUUUUUCUUAGUUUAGUCUCGUUGCGAAAACAAUAAAGAAAUGUUUUAGCUGUGUUUUUAUUCUGUUUUUUUUUCUGGUUUUUUUUAAAUUGAUGUUUACUGUUUUGCAAAAAAAUAUCUAUUUUUUUUUUGUUUGAUCUUCUUAUUGUGUUCUCGAAGUAAAAAAAUUUUUUUGUAUAUGUACAGCUUUUUUGUUUUGUUUUUCUCAACAGAAAUUCGUUGCAUUAUAUAGCUUAUGUUUAUUAUUGGCUAUAUAUGAAUUUUAUUAAACAUGAUCGAUCAAGUAAACAGAUUAUAUCCUUUCCCUUCAUAAUUGGUCUUUUUAUACAAAUCGUACAGGCAUUUAAUACGUAUUUUCUUUUCGCUUACGAAACUAUACAAUGAGGAAAACGAGGGAUCGAUGGGUCAAAAAUUAGGAGCAAAAUGUAUUUAUUUAUAUGUCUGACGAGAGAACCUUUCGAGGUGAUUAAAAGCAUUUUGAUCGAUAUCUAGCGGGUUAUAGGUUAUCGACCAUGCUGAUUCCGAAUAUGAGCAUGGAACUGGCCCAUAGCUCUUCGAAGAUCCAGUCUUCUGGAAAACCAGUUUUUCAGAAAUUCCAAAAAAUAACCCAAGCCUUUCUUAAUAAUGCAGGAUUGUAGCGGGGGGCGUGAAGGGUUUAAAAUUAAUAAAAACAC
Molecule: messenger RNA, 4394 nt
Organism: Didymodactylos carnosus
Lineage: Eukaryota; Metazoa; Rotifera; Eurotatoria; Philodinida; Philodinidae
Source: the annotation of a GenBank genome assembly